Gekko japonicus is the source of this 2127-nucleotide messenger RNA. RefSeq names its product homeobox C11 (gene HOXC11). The coding region runs from base 249 to 1160 and encodes 303 amino acids. Gene Ontology annotation, biological process: regulation of transcription by RNA polymerase II; anatomical structure development. Gene Ontology annotation, cellular component: nucleus. NCBI's taxonomy places the organism in Eukaryota, Metazoa, Chordata, Lepidosauria, Squamata, Gekkonidae. The record is from RefSeq and is a predicted model, not a curated record. The transcript is spliced from 2 exons. Gene Ontology annotation, molecular function: DNA-binding transcription factor activity, RNA polymerase II-specific; RNA polymerase II cis-regulatory region sequence-specific DNA binding.
AUUGAUUUUCAUAAUGUUUCUGCGGUGUUUUGAAACCAAUCGUUUGAACCUCUGAGAAUCUUACCUAAGUGAACCACUCCUACGCCUCUAAGUGCUCCAAACUGAUAUAUGACAAUAUCUACUUUGGAUCACGUGUCCUGGAGAGAGCGACUAAGACGGAUCGCGCGUCAUCUCGCCUUCCCAAAUUUUUCCCCCUCUGCACCUCGGAUCCAAAACAUCUAUCUAUAGGAGCGAGAAAAGGAAGAAAGAUGUUUAACUCAGUCAACCUGGGAAACUUCUGCUCGCAGUCGCGCAAAGAGCGGAGCGCCGACUUUGGCGAGCGGGCAGGUUGCGCUUCCAACCUCUACCUCCCCAGCUGCACCUAUUACGUCCCAGAAUUUUCGACUGUGUCAUCUUUCCUGCCACAGGCCCCCUCUCGCCAAAUCUCCUACCCUUACUCCACCAACCUCUCGCAAGUGCAGCCCGUGCGGGAGGUUUCCUACGGGCUGGACCCUUCCAAUAAAUGGCACCAUAGAAGCAAUUACGCCUCGUGCUACUCGGCGGAGGAGCUGAUGCACCGCGAGUGCCUCCCGCCUUCCACCAUGACCGAAAUGCUAAUGAAAAACGAGAGCGCCUACAGCCACCACCACCACCCCAGCGCCAACCACCCGGCGUCCACGGGCUUCUACUCCAGCAUGAACAAGAACAGCGUCCUCCCGCAGGGCUUCGACCGCUUCUUCGAGAACGCCUAUUGCUCCACCGAGACCCCGCCGGAGCCCUGCCUGCAGAAGGGCGAGGGCAAGCUGGAGACCGACUCCCAGCCCGGCGCGCUGUCAUCCCGCGGCGACCAAGGCGUAGACCCGGAAGACGAAGAGGAGAACACCAACCCGGGCUCCUCAGCCUCUUCCUCCUCUGUCAACAAGGAAGGCAGCAAGAGCGGCAGCGCGAGUACCCCCCGCACGAGAAAGAAGCGGUGUCCCUAUUCAAAAUUCCAAAUCCGAGAGCUCGAGAGAGAGUUUUUCUUCAACGUCUACAUCAACAAAGAGAAAAGGCUGCAGCUGUCCAGGAUGUUGAAUCUCACCGACCGACAGGUUAAAAUUUGGUUUCAGAACAGAAGGAUGAAAGAAAAAAAACUAAGCAGAGACCGCCUGCAGUAUUUCUCUGGAAAUCCCUUAUUGUGAACCUAUUUUGUUAAAAAAAAUAUAUUAACAAAUGCUUCUCUUGCUUGUUGAAGUAUUCUGUGUAUGAAGAAGGAGCGCUGCAAGCCCGGCUUUGACUGUGGGAGGCGACCAGCGACCCUCGAGAGUUUUAAGCCUUUUCCUUCCUUAUCUUUGUAAUGUGUGGGACCUGGUCGGCUUAACCACAAUAAGGAGUCACACAAGUUUUCCCCCCUCCCCCCCCAUGACCUAAACGUUAAAAGGACUCGGAGACUCGUAUGAACUGCAUUUUUUUUAUUUAACAUUUAGUCUCGAAGAAUGGGAAUUACGUUUUUUUAAUUAUUAUUUUUCCUUCUUCUGCCUCGUCGCCAGUCCAUGUCCGAUGGAAGAAACCACAGUGCUGUAUCCUGAACCUCGCAGACUGAUGAUCUGGUUACGCAAAAGCGCCCCCCAAAGACUCCCUGUCUUUCACUGGGAGGAGGGCGUUGUGUGAGGGUGCAUGCAGAUGUAUGUGGAUCUACCCACACGUGUUCACCUGUGCACACAGACACACACAGAGAGAGACACACACACACUGCUCUCCAUUCAGAGUUCCACUGCUGUACAUGCCAAGGACUGUUGUUCGCUUGAAAACUUAUUUAAAGUAUUCCAGGAAUCCGUAUCACUCUAAUGGUGUGAUUUUCAUUGUAUCUUUUAUAUGUUCAUAUUCUAUGCAGUCCCGGAUUUUUAUUUUUAUUUUUUAUUUUUUUGCAUCUGGGGGUUAGGGUAGGGGGUGGGGGAUGGACAGGGAGGAAGGGGAAUGGACGACGAUAAAUUUGCAAUAACUGUCUCUGAAAUAGUAUGUAAAAUGCAUUAUUUUCUUCGCUCUCGACGUGAGACCAACAUCAGCAACAAGAUCAACAACAACACCAAGAACAACAUUUGCAAUUAUUAAAAAAAAAUAAAAUCUUUGUGUAUGUAAAGGAGUGAAUCCCGGGAAACUCUGUGAAAU